This is a messenger RNA of Calypte anna (Anna's hummingbird), 3271 nucleotides long. RefSeq names its product WD repeat domain 60 (gene DYNC2I1). Gene Ontology annotation, molecular function: dynein light chain binding; dynein heavy chain binding. The record is from RefSeq and is a predicted model, not a curated record. The transcript is spliced from 24 exons. Gene Ontology annotation, biological process: intraciliary transport. The coding region runs from base 103 to 3180 and encodes 1025 amino acids. Gene Ontology annotation, cellular component: cytoplasmic dynein complex. NCBI's taxonomy places the organism in Eukaryota, Metazoa, Chordata, Aves, Apodiformes, Trochilidae.
CCUCGCCGCCUGUUGCUAGGGGAUCCCGGGCAGGGCCGCAGCGGUUUUCUGCCCGCUCCAAGGCGGCCGGCGGCGGAACGCGGCUCCCCGUCCGCCCCGGGCAUGGAGGGUGACAAGAGACGAACCAAAGAAGAUACUUGGAAAUCAGAAGAACUUAGGAAGCAUCUUAGGGCAUCACAACCAGGUAGUCAAAAUGAAGACCAAAAGCACAAGGAAAAGAAAGUGCAGAGGGAGAAGUCUGUUCAUGGCACAGAUGAUCGUAAACAUGAACACAAAGACAGAGGGAAGAGCAAGGAAAGAACAAGAGAGAGAGAGAGAUUUAAAUCUGGUGAAAGAGACAGGGAUAAAAUGAGAGAAAGGGGAAAAGAACACCAGAGAGGAGACCAGGAGAGAUACAAAGAUAAACUUCAAGAGUCAAAUUUGAAGGAGAGAUACAGUUUACCAAGAGAGAAAGACAGGGAGAGCAAUAGAGAACGAGACAAAAAGCAUAAAAUACGUGAGAUAAAGCAAAUAGAUACACAAAGUAAUCUGAAAUCAUUUGAAAGAGAAGAGAAAGAACAUCACAAAAGAAGAGAAAGCAGGCAUCAUUUAGAGGAGAAAACAAGAAGUGAGGAGCGAGAAAGAAGACGUGCAGAAAAGGAGGAUAAUAACAAAAAGAGAACUGACAAAUUUUUAGCAUACAAAGCUGAAGAAGUGGAACAUGUACACAAAUUACAGAAAGACCUAGAGCUGGUUAAAGAGGGAGAAAGAAGACAGAGAGAAAAAAAAGAGCAUUCUGUUAGGCCAGGAAAAGAGAGGCUUUCAAAAGAGAGAAAUCAUAAAAGCUAUGAAAAGGAAGAGGAAGAAAAGCAUAAAUCAAAGAGAUCUAAAGAGGGAUCUUCCCAUGGAGACAGAGAAGGGCACCUGGCAGAAGCUAAUGAGACACCAAAAAGCAAUGAAAACGAAAGAAAGAAGAGUGAUCAACGGAACAGCAAAGACAAAAAGAGGGAGAGGCUUCAAGAAGAAAUGAGGCAUCAUGAUGCAAGAACUGUAAAAGACAGAGGAAAACUCCCUGAAAAAGAGGAAAGGGAUACAAGACAAGAGGAAGUGAAAGAUAAACACAUCUAUAAUUCAGACACAGGAGUUGAUAACUUUUCAGCAAAUUAUGAAGAUGAUUUUGAAGAUUAUGAAGAUGAUUUUGAAGAUGAUGAUGAAGACAAAAGUAGUGAAGAAAGAGAUGCAGAAGAAAGCCUAAGAAAACCUUCAUUUUCCAGAACAUCAGAAAUUAAAGAAAUUCAAAGAGCGAUUAGUGCAGAAAAUGAUAGAAUUUAUGCUUCCUUGCCAAAGAAAAUUGAAGAUGUAAAAAAGGAACCAAUCAUGGAAAAGCAAUACACUUCUGUCAGAAACUCUUUUUGUGGAAUAUUCAUGGAUUUUCAAAUGGCAAACCAUCGACAAAGUAGCCGAGAUAUGGCUAAUAAGCAGAAAAAACGGAGUUCAGAACUUCUCCCAUUAAUUGACCUGGACUUCUCAGUUAGUUUUUCAUUGCUGGAUUUGCCUCCUGUAAAUGAGUAUGACAUGUAUAUCAGGAACUUUGGUAAAAUGAACACUAAGCAGGCAUAUGUUCAGUGUAAUGAGGACAAUCUUGAGAGAGAUGUUCAGACUGAGGAAAUUGAGACACUGGAGAAAUGGACACAGCAUCCAGGAGAAAGUGCCCAUGUAUCUGGAGGUCCCAUAAAUAGCCAGGAGGUGUCAGUGAGUGGAGCACUAACACCUCAAAUUGAUUCACAGAGAUUAACAAACUUCCUCCGGUCUGCUUUCCAGGUGAUUGCUGUUUUGCUAGAGGAAGAUCAAGUUGCAACACAACCCAAGUGGAAACUAAGUUCUGGACAAACCAGUCUGUCUAUUAGUGAUAGCUGUUUCCAGUUAAAUACUAACCAGCCAUUCCUCCAUGACAGAAAAAUAUCCUGCUUAUAUGUCUCUCAAGUUCAGAGGCAGACAAUACUUUCUGUUCAUGGAUUACCUGAAAAGCCAGGUGUUGGUUUACUGAACAGAAAGAGCAUCAUAUGUGUUUGGAACAUCUGGCAGCCCUCCAGUCCUCAGAAGGUUUUAAUAUGUGACUCAGAGGUGAUAUGUUGCUGCUCUAGUCCCAGUAAAGCAACCUUUGUUUUUGCUGGAACAAUAGAUGGUUCACUGUUGGUGUGGGAUCUUGAAGAAGACUCCAGAAUGCACCCUCAUAUGAUGGUCGGUGACACUGACUGGACAUUUAGAGUUCCAACCUUUUCCACUGAUGGCAUUCUGAACUCAGUAAGCCACACUUCUCCUAUACUGGCAGUGGAACCUGUCUCAACCUCUCUCUACAGUGAUCAGAAGUACAAACUAUCAAGCCUCUCUUAUCAGGAUGAAACGUCAGGCCCUCCAUUUCAGAUAGCUUCAAUGGAUGAAAAUGGAAUCCUCAACAUGUGGGUAGUUGUUGAAUUACAAAAAGUGGAUUUAGCUGGCUCACAGACUGAUUUAGGUUUAAUUCCUGGAGGGAAAGUGAAGUUAGUACAUAGCUCUACUAUGGAAUUAAGUAACAGCCUUUUCCCAAAGGAUGUGCGCCAGAGAAUGCCCCUGACACAGACUAUUAAAUUUCUGUCUUCUAAUCCUAAUAAUUUCAUUGUUGGAACAAACAUUGGAUUGGUAGCCCAUGGUACAAGACAUGAUUUAAAAGUAUUUCCAAAGUUAUUCAGACCCCAGGAGGGUGGACUCAGAUCAACAAGCAUCAAUGCAAUUGAUUUUUUCCCUUUUGGAAAACCACUAUUUUUGGUUGGCUGUUCAGAUGGAAGCAUUAGAUUACACCAAAUGACAUCAGAGUAUCCCCUCAUGCAGUGGAAUGACAGCACAAGUGGCCAGCCAGUUAUUGCCCUACAGUGGGCUUUAACAAGGCCUGCUGUAUUUUUUGUCCUGGAUGCAUCAUCUAAUAUUUACAUUUGGGAUCUUCUUGAAAAUGAUCUGUUGCCUAUGGCAAAGCAGACUAUUCCAUCAGACAAUGUUAUAACUAUGGCUCUACUGGGAGAACCAGAAAAAACAAAUGGAUUGUUAGGCAUUGCACUGGCCAAAGAUUCUGGACAGAUAGAGAUUCACAGUGUAAAGAAGAAGUGGGCAUUAACUCAGCCUGAGGAAUGUGAAAAACUACAUUUUAUUUUAUUGCAGUCUUUUUAGAAACAAUACACCUAUAUGGUUGACCAUGUUAUUGCAAAAUCUUUAGAUUAUUUUUUUACUUCAGUUAAAAGGUUUAUAAUGCUUUUUUUUA